AUGCCAGCGAUCUGGCGGCCGAACGUGAGUGGGCCGCUCCCAGAUGUGGACGUCGAGGUGGGGGUGAAGAAGGUGGACGCGUCGAGCAAGGGCGCGAAGCGGAAGAGGGGCCCUCCCACGAAGGGGCCAUGCGAGCACGGGGUGAAGUACCGGUCGAACUGCAAGGUGUGCAGCGCUUGUCCGCACGGUCGUCAGCGCUGUUACUGCAAGGAGUGCGGUGGGUCUCAAAUCUGCGAGCACGGUCGUAUACGCUCUACAUGCAAGGAGUGCGGCGGGUCUCAAAUCUGCGAGCACGGCCGUGAGCGCCGUAAGUGCAAGGAGUGCGGUGGGGGCUCAAUCUGCGAGCACGGUCGUGAGCGCCACAGGUGCAAGGAGUGCGGUGGUGGUGGAAUCUGCGAGCACGGUCGUCAGCGCUCUCAGUGCAAGGAGUGCGGCGGGUCUCAAAUCUGCGAGCACGGUCGUCGGCGCCACAGGUGCAAGGACUGCGGUGGUGCGUCAAUCUGCCAGCACGGUCGUGUACGCACUCUGUGCAAGGAGUGCGGUGGGUCUCAAAUCUGCGAGCACGGUCGUCUACGCUCUCGGUGCAAGGAGUGCGGUGGGUCUGGAAUCUGCGAGCACGGUCGUCAGCGCCGUAAGUGCAAGGAGUGCGGCGGGUCCUCAAUCUGCGAGCACGGUCGUGAGCGCCACAGGUGCAAGGACUGCGGUGGGUCUGGAAUCUGCGAGCACGGUCGUCGGCGCUCUACGUGCAAGGAAUGCGGCGGGGGCUCAAUCUGCGAGCACGGUCGUGUACGCUCUCAGUGCAAGGAGUGUCGCGCCGUGAAUUAA
Molecule: messenger RNA, 825 nt
Organism: Micromonas commoda
Lineage: Eukaryota; Viridiplantae; Chlorophyta; Mamiellophyceae; Mamiellales; Mamiellaceae
Exons: 1
Coding region: 1-825 (274 amino acids)
Source: RefSeq, a predicted model, not a curated record